AGUGGGCACGAAUUAAAGUUGGUCACAUAAUUUCUUCGGCCAAAACCUUCUCCGCUUGCGCUUGUUCGCCUAGCUCAACCUAUCCGAGAUCGAAUUGCCAAUAAUGCAGACGCCGGGGAUCGCUGCCGCUGCUCCCCUCUCCCCUUCCCUCUUCCUCCGCUCCCUUCCCUCCGUCGCCCCUCUCUCUUUACCCUCUUUGUCCCCCCGCCGCCCUGCCGCAUCCGUCCUCCUUCCUUUUAGGGUUAGAUACCGUGUCACGUGCCAGGCCGUCCUCUCCGCCGAUGUCUCCUCCUCUUCCGAGAUAGAGGAGGAGGAGGAGGAGGAGCGGGCGGCGGCUAAGAUCGGGAAAAGAGUUCGGGUCACCGUGCCACUGAAGGUUUGCCACGUGCAGAAGGCGCCCGAUCUGGAUCUCGACGGCCUGGAAGGGGUGAUCAAGCAGUACGUUGGGAUUUGGAAAGGGAAAAGGAUCUCCGCCAAUCUCCCAUUCAAGGUUGAAUUCCAAAUCGAGUUCGAAGGGCAAACCCGCCCAGUCAAGUUCAUCUCUCAUCUCAAGGAGGAUGAGUUCCAGUACAUGGAUUGAACCGAGAGUUUGCAUUUCGGUCUCAAAAAGAUGGAGAUUUCAUAUUUUUGAGAAGGAAGAUGCUUUGGUGGAACAGAAAAGGUGAGCUACAAGAUGCUAUGAAGUUUCUGAAUUUUCUCCGUCUUUCCUCUUGAACUGCUCGUAGUCGUUGAGUAGUUGUUGGUGACUCAUUGGACCGGCACAAUGUGUUUCUGUUGUCUGUGACUUACAUUUAUUGUUUUGAUUCCUUUCCUCGUAUGUCAUUUUGCCUGGUAUAGCUGUUGUUAUAGAAACGUUCUUGCUCUCAAGCUUUGUGUUUUUUUGGAUAUCUACGGAUACUUAUCCUACUGGAAUGUGUAUUUCCUCUAUGAAUAAACACCUUGGUUGUGGCAUUGUAAAUCAAUCUGUUUUGAAGCAAGCUAGUGCUCGGACUGUAGCUAUCCUUGUUGUGCUUCUGAGUUCUAAGUUCUAA
This is a messenger RNA of Zingiber officinale, 1031 nucleotides long. RefSeq names its product ferredoxin-thioredoxin reductase, variable chain-like. Lineage: Eukaryota; Viridiplantae; Streptophyta; Magnoliopsida; Zingiberales; Zingiberaceae. The transcript has 2 exons. Gene Ontology annotation, biological process: photosynthesis. The record is from RefSeq and is a predicted model, not a curated record. Bases 104 to 580 code for a protein of 158 amino acids.